CCACAGGAGCAGCUGCCGGAGCUGAACGUGCACUUCCGCUCUCAGAGUUUCCACACCUCCAUGUAUGCCUCGUCCUGGUUCCUCACGCUGUUCCUCACCUUCCUCCCGCUGCCCGUGGCCACGCGUGUCUUCGACAUCUUCAUGUACGAGGGACUGGAGAUCAUAUUCCGAGUGGGCAUGGCCAUCCUACAGUACAACCAGACUGACCUCAUCCAGCUGGACAUGGAGGCCAUGUCGCAGUACUUCCAGAAGGUGAUACCGCACCAGUUCGACAGCUGUCCUGACAAACUCAUCCUGAGGGCCUACCAGGUCAAAUACAACCCAAAGAAGAUGAAGAAGUUGGAGAAGGACUACACCACCAUAAAGAAUAAGGAGAUGGAGGAGCAGAUUGAAAUCAAGAGGCUGCGUACUGAGAACAGGCUGUUGAAACAGAGAAUUGAAACCCUUGAGAAGGAAAGUGCGGCUCUGGCCGACAGACUGAUCCAGGGUCAGGUGACCCGGGCGCAGGAGGCCGAGGAGAACUACGUGACCAAACGCGAGCUGGCCCUGGCGCGGCAGCAGUGCAGCAGUACCGCCGUCAGCCUGCAGAGGGCGCAGGACACCAUCCGAGAGCUGCAGCGGCACCAGUACACACAGGGGUUUGUGAGCGGUCUGCAGAUGCAGCUGGAGCAGUCUCGGUUGCAGGAGGCCGAGCUGCUCUGUGCUCUGAAGGAGAUGCAGGACAAGGUCCUGGAGCUGGAGAAGCGGAACAGCUCGUUGCCGGAUGAGACCAACGUGGUGCAGCUUCAGGAUGAGCUGAAGCUGGUUAAACUGAGGGAGCAGCAGACUCUCCAGGCCUUCAAAGAGAUGAGAGACAGCGUGACCGACCUCAACCAGCGCUGGCAGCACCAUGUGACCCGGGGGGGCGGGCACUGGAAGGAGUCCCCAAAGAAGAACGCCCUGAACGAGCUGCAGGACAAGCUGAUGGGCAUGCGUCUGAGAGAGGCCCAGGCCCAGGCCCAGCUCCGCGAGCUCAAACUCACCGUCCUGCAGCUGGAGAGCCAGAACCAGAUCCACAGAAACCUGGUGCACCGGCAGGAGCAGGAGAGUGUCGCCCUGCAGGACAGGCUGCAGUGCAUCAUGGGACAGAACAGGGGCCUGCAGGCACAGCUCAGCGAGAUGAAGAGGAAGCAGACCGAGUCCGACUGCAAGAGUAAAGAGGAAGUGAUGGCAGUUAGGUUGCGGGAAGCAGAUAGUAUGGCGGCGAUGGCAGAACUGAGGCAGAGGAUGGCCGACCUGGAGAUUCAGAACGAGGAGGGGCGGAUCCAGGGCCAGCUCAACCACUCAGACUCCAGCCAAUACAUCACCCGGCUGAGGGAGCAGAUCGCUGAGCUCAAAGCCGAGAUCAGGCAGCUGCGCAGACAGCCCCAGGCCCCGGGUCCCGGGGUCCUCCAGAGCCUGUGCCUGUCCAGCCCAGAGGCGGAUUACCUCAGCUCCGAAGACGACGACGACGACGACCUGCUGCCCAGCCCCCUCCCCGCCCCCGCGCUGUACCCCUCGCUGGCCCCGCCCCUCCGCCCCGCCCCCGCGCUGUACCCCGCGCUGGCCCCGCCCCUCCGCCCCGCCCCGGACAGCGAGGGCACCACCGACAGCGAUGGGGAAGAAGGGGGCGGAGCCUCCCGAGUCCCGCCCCCUCCGCAGCUCUUCCCCAGCAUGCUAUUUCCCAGCAUGCCUCGCUCCUUCCUGGUCAAGAGUAAAAGGGGCGGGGCUCACACGUCGCGCACCGCAGGGGACAGCAGCCUCUCUGGCUCCGCCCAAUCACAGAGGCCCUUCCUGUCACCACGGCGAUGUUCACUCCGGAGCCCCGCCCCUGAAGUUAACAGCCCCACCUACACUGCCAACCCCGCGGAAGGCGUUACAGAGACAACGGUUACCGGAACAACAGUUGCCAGGACAGCGGUUACCAGGACAACGGUCGCCCCAUCCACAGCACAGUUGAGCCCUGGACUGCCCUCACCCUUCAGUCCCCCGCACGUUAACCAGUGCACACACUGGCCAGACCGCCCCUGGCCGACGGGCUGCCCAGCAGACGCGCCCUGGCCCCCGCCCCGCUGGGCUGUGCUGUGCGCGGGGAACCCAGAGAGGCAGCGCGAGCUGGAGGAGUUCCUGCACGGCCUCCUGAGCCGCAGGCAGAGGGCGCCAGAGAGCAGCGAGCCCGUCAGCCAUCAGCUCAGUCCCGCAGAGUGCCCCCAGUGCGAGAGAGUGUUCUCACCUGUGCCCUGCCUGGAGACUUGCUCACAGAGGUCACAUGUCAGCAGACGCCCUGUCCCACUGGUCACGUACAGCGACCAAUCAUACGUGUUCAGGCCGGAUCUGGGUCUGCACUGCAAGAUGAAGGAGCGUAUUUUCAUCUGCAAGGUGUGCGGAAAGACCUUUAAACGCUCCUCCACCCUCGCCACCCACCUGCUCAUCCACUCAAACACCAGGCCCUACCCCUGCCAGUACUGCGGCAAGAGGUUCCACCAGAAGUCUGACAUGAAGAAGCACACCUUCGUGCACACAGGAGAGAAGCCCCACGUGUGCAAGGUCUGCGGAAAAGCCUUCAGCCAGAGCUCAAACCUCAUCACACACACCCGCAAACACAGCGGGUACCGGCCCUUCACCUGCCCCCGCUGCCAGGGUGGCUUCCUGCGCAGAGUGGACCUGCGGCGCCACCUAGAGUUGGAGUGUGGGAACAGCGCCCUCUUCAGCCAGAGCUGAGCCCAGAUAUCUGCCCUGUGGGAACAGCGCCCUCUACAGCCAGAGCCCAGAUAUCUGCCCUGUGGGACAGCGCCCUCUACAGCCAGAGCUGAGCCCAGAUAUCUACCCUGUGGGACAGAGCCCUCUACAGCUAGAGCUGAGCCCAGAUAUCUGCCCUGUGGGACAGCGCCCUCUACAGCCAGAGCCC
Messenger RNA from Conger conger (European conger), 2926 nucleotides. Its product is annotated as EVI5-like protein. The annotation marks the transcript as partial. The record is from RefSeq and is a predicted model, not a curated record. The transcript is spliced from 19 exons. Lineage: Eukaryota; Metazoa; Chordata; Actinopteri; Anguilliformes; Congridae.